Molecule: messenger RNA, 1553 nt
Organism: Zychaea mexicana
Lineage: Eukaryota; Fungi; Mucoromycota; Mucoromycetes; Mucorales; Lichtheimiaceae
Product: general substrate transporter
Exons: 9
Coding region: 1-1470 (489 amino acids)
Biological process (GO): transmembrane transport; carbohydrate transport
Cellular component (GO): membrane
Molecular function (GO): carbohydrate:proton symporter activity
Source: RefSeq, a predicted model, not a curated record
AUGCUUUUUGUAGGCUUCGAUUUGGGUGUCGUUGGAGGUCUUUUUAUAGCCCCUUCGUUUCAGUCGCAUUUCGGCAUCGAUCCAAAUGACACGAUACGAGAAGCCGAUAUCAAUGGCAGCAUUGUUGCCGUUCUACAAAUCGGUUGUCUGCUAGGAAGUUUGGCCGCCACCAUCACAGCUGACAAGUUGGGCCGUAAAUGGAGUAUCACGAUCGCAGCUGCGAUAUUCACCUUAGGGGGCAUCCUACAAAUACUUGGCGAUGGUCUUUCCAUGCUUUAUGCCGGUCGACUCGUCGCAGGGCUUGGGGUCGGUGCAAUGAGCAUGCUUGUACCUAUUUACGUUGCGGAAAUAGCUCAUCAAGACCAGCGAGGGAUUCUAGGGGGAUUAUGGCAAUUUUUCAUUGCUGCUGGUCUUGCCAUGUCGUAUUGGACCAAUUAUGUCGUUCAGAGUCACGUUGCUGUAACAGAUGAUGCCCUAUGGCGCAUACCCUUGAUCGUUCAAACGGUACCGGGCGUCAUCAUGCUGUUUGGCAUGCCAUUCAUGUUUGAAACACCACGAUGUCUCUGUGCACACGACAAGCUCGACCAAGCCCGCAUUGUGGUGGGUCGUAUACGCGGAUUGCAUGUUCAUGACGCACAAGUGGAUAAAGAGCUCGAACAUAUCCAAAGUGGCCUAUUAUUAUUAGAGCAACAGCAACAACAAUCCACAGCAUCAAAUCCUUCAACAUUUACAGCAUGGCGUAUGGUGUUUGCCCGUCAAAAUCGACGACGACUGAUUAUCGGCAGUGCAUUGCAAAUGUUCCAGCAGUUGACUGGAACAAAUGUUAUCAACUACUACUCGCCUAUUAUUUUUAGAUCCAUUGGAUUAUCAUCCAAUACGACCGAAUUGCUGGCAACCGGGGUGUAUGGUCUCGUGAAGAUGGCUGUCACGCUGAUCGGGUUUUCAUGUCUUGUUGAUCGAUGUGGAAGACGUAAACUGCUUAUUGGUGGAGGUACAGCAAUGGGUCUAUGUAUGCUAUCCGUGGCCAUUUGUGUGGGUGCCCGACCUCCGUCAGUCAUGGGCGAUGCAGUGCAUCCAGCCUCGUAUGUGGGUAUCGUAUUCAUGUAUGUUUACGCUGUAUUCUUUUCAUUAUCAUGGGGCCCUAUCCCCUGGAUCUACUGCUCUGAGAUUUAUCCAAUGUGGAUGCGCGCCAAAAGCACGGCGGUUACGACGGCUGUCAAUUGGGCAUUCAAUGCCAUCGUGGGAAAGUUCAGUCCACUUCUUCUAGCGAGUAGUACUCUUGGCACCUUUAUAUUCUAUGGAAUAUGGUGCAUUGUUAUGGCAAUCUUUUGCCUAGCGUUUAUUCCAGAGACUAAGGGCAAAACUUUGGAAGAAAUGGAUAUGCUAUUCUCUACAAAUCUACGAGAAAUUGAAGGAGGAUCUCAAUGUCAGCAACAGCAUCAUCAUUAUCAAAAAGAUGGUUUAGAAUAGGUUAUGACCAUCACACCAUCUUCGUACAGAAAUUGUUGGAAAAAGACGUCAAUUUGAUCUCCUGUUAUUGGUGACACAAUCAC